This is a messenger RNA of Teleopsis dalmanni, 956 nucleotides long. RefSeq lists its product as uncharacterized. The transcript has 3 exons. Lineage: Eukaryota; Metazoa; Arthropoda; Insecta; Diptera; Diopsidae. Bases 74 to 493 code for a protein of 139 amino acids. The record is from RefSeq and is a predicted model, not a curated record.
CUUACACUGAAUCGUUUGUUAUUUGCCGCAUAAUAUUAAAUAUAAAUAGAAAAAUUUUAAUCACUGAAAAAUAAUGGAUGCUUUUUAUAAAUAUCGGUACAGUAUCAUCGCUGGAACUUUUGCUGCUGGUGGCAGUUUUUUUGGGAAAUUACCUACCUUUUUAGUGGAAAAACAAUACCUAUCACAUUUACCCCUCAACAAUUCUGCAUAUGCUACUUCCUUGGAAUAUGUGUUUCGUGUAUUGCCAAUUUUAUUAAUGAUUUUAUGUAAUGUUAUGAAUUGGAGAUAUUUUUUGAAAGCGUUGCAAACAGCCGAACAAACAAUAUUCGUAACCGUGCUUACAACCGCAACAAAUUAUAUUGUCUCGUUUGUUUUAGCUUCAUUCAUUUAUCAAGAAGUCAUCACCUUUUUAUCUACAAUUGGUACCACAUUUAUUAUUGGAGGGCUGUGGUUUUUGUGCAGUAGUCAAGAGAUAAAUAAAAAAUCCAAAUAAGAAGCAGUACUGGAUACUAAUUGGCAGUACAUGUUUAAAAAUAUAAAAGAAUUCCGAUUAUCAAAAUUAGUAGAGUAGCAAAAUCUAAUAAGAAAAACUGUGAUAAAAAGUACUUAUGCUGCUGUUUUAGCACUUUAAAGUGGUAACACACUAAAAACUAUUUACAAAAUUUUGAACUAUGACAAAUUACCGUAUUUUAGAUAUAUAAAAUAUAGUGCCAGCUCCCUUAAAUGAGCACCGAUGAAAUCAGCAAAGUCAGUUUGGUUAAAAAAAUUAUUAAUUUUAUGGAACGUACUACGUACGCAAAAUAGAAACUGAGGCCUAACAACAUUUCAAGGCUGAAAUAGAUGCCCAUAAAAAAGGGUUUUCAUAUUUAUAUACAGUCAAACCUCUCUAUAACGAAGUCGGUAAUGCCUGCAAAAAACUACGUUAUAGACAAAUUUUCUUUUAAUUGUCUUUUUUA